ACCAGGAAUAAGCCUGGGAAAGCAGGAACCCUUAUAACCAGAUCUCAUCUUCCCAGUGCUUAGAGAACCAAAGUUUUCUCCUUUGGAACAUUGUCUGUAAACAACUUGAGGAAGUCACGGCCCAAGACUUGCCCCUUAACAGCCAUGUCUGUGCAUGAGUGUGCCAUGGACUCAGCAGGGCUGCAGCUCCGAAGCAGAGUCUGCAGAGUGACCAGUAUGAUCUUAUUUAAGUUUUUCGACCACAGCCUUGCGAAGUGAAUAUUGUUAUAAUUCUGAUUUUACAGGUAGUGAAACCCAGGACCAGCCUCCCAAAUCAGUGCUCUCAUUCAUGCUGUGGUGCUUGUCUGUUGGGAGUGGUGGGUUCUGACAGCGAGGGAAUGAGGGGGAAGUCAGCAGGCCCCUAGCUCCGCCUGAACCCUCAGUAGAAGAGGUGCCAUAUGUUAUGUGCUUUGUCCUUCUCCCUGCCAGCAACCCCCCCUUCUCUUCUCCCUCUCAGGUUGACUCAGCACUGGCCCAAGCCUGUCCUCAGAAAAAGGAGGAUCACCUACCUUGAAGCAGGAAGGACGAAACCGCACCUCUCUUCUCUCCACUUCUCAAGAGCCCUGCCCCCUUCUCUUACUCACGGAAUUUUUAAAGAAAUUAGUGAGAUGAGGAAACAGACACACAGAGAUCGAAACAACCAUCACCGUGUGUUAGGACUGGAAGGAGCCUCAGGAAGAUCUUGUGACCCCACUGGCCCAAGUUCGCCUGUGUCUCUGAGAGGGAGGCACUGGAUGGUGGCUACGCUGGUCUUUGCUCUGGGACUUCCUCCCAGACCACCCAUCCCUGGUCCCAGGAUGACCUGUCCUCCCGGAUGGCGGGGGCGGACUAUCUAUCCACCUGUCCCCACGGCCCUGACCUGCUGACCUCUGCCUCCUGGCUGAUUUCUUCAUGUUGGUUCAACAUUAACCCAGAGGGGUCAGGACAAGCCCUCAGAGUCCUGGGAGCGGACACACUAUGGCGCACGUCCGAGGCCUCUGGCUACCUGGCUGCCUGGCCCUGGCUGCCCUGUUUAGCCUUGUGCACAGCCAGCAUGUGUUCCUGGCCCCUCAGCAAGCACUGUCGCUGCUCCAGCGGGUCCGACGCGCCAACAGCGGCUUCCUGGAGGAGUGGCGGAAGGGCAAGCUGGAGCGAGAGUGUGUGGAGGAGCAGUGCAGCCGUGAGGAGGCCUUCGAGGCCCUGGAGUCUCCCAGUGCCACGGAUGCGUUCUGGGCCAAGUACACAGCUUGUGAGUCAGUGAGGAAACCUCGAGAAAAGCUCAUUGAAUGUCUGGAAGGUAACUGUGCCGAAGGUCUGGGUAUGAACUACCGAGGGAACGUGAGCUUCACCCGGUCAGGCAUCGAAUGCCAGCUGUGGAGGAGUCGCUACCCACAUAAGCCAGAAAUCAACUCUACCACCCACCCUGGGGCUGACCUGCAGGAGAAUUUCUGCCGCAACCCAGAUGGCAGCAUCACUGGGCCCUGGUGCUACACUACGUUCCCCACUGUGCAGAGGGAGGAGUGCAGCAUCCCUGUCUGCGGCCAGGAGCGAGUCACUGUGGAGCCGACCCAAAACUCCAGAGACUUCACAGGGAAUCUGUCACCUCAAUCGGAAACGUGCAUCCCUGAUCGCGGCCAGCAGUACCAGGGGCACCUGGCGGUGACCACACAUGGGUCUCCCUGCCUUGCCUGGGCCAGCCAGCAGGCCAAGGCGCUGAGCAAGGACCAGGACUUCAACCCGGCUGUCCCACUGGUGGAGAACUUCUGCCGCAACCCAGACGGGGAUGAGGAGGGCGCGUGGUGCUAUGUGGCCGGGGAGCCUGGCGACUUUGAGUACUGCGACCUGGACUAUUGCGAGGAGCCGGUGGAUGAGGAGGUGGGAUAUGGGCUGGGCGAGGAGCCGGAUGCGGCCAUAGAGGGACGCACCACUGCGGACAAGUUUCAGCCCUUCUUCAACGAGAGGACCUUCGGCGCCGGGGAGGCAGACUGUGGCCUGCGGCCUCUGUUCGAGAAUAAGUUGGUGCAGGACAAAACGGAACAGGAGCUGUUCGAUUCUUACAUCGAGGGGCGCAUCGUGGAGGGCCGGGAUGCGGAGAUUGGCCUGGCGCCCUGGCAGGUGAUGCUUUUCCGGAAGAGUCCCCAGGAGCUGCUGUGCGGGGCCAGCCUCAUCAGUGACCGCUGGAUCAUCACCGCUGCCCACUGUCUUCUGUACCCGCCUUGGGACAAGAACUUCACUGAGAAUGACGUUCUGGUGCGCAUUGGCAAGCACUCCCGCACCAGCUAUGAACGAAAGAUUGAAAAGAUCUCCAUGCUGGAAAAGAUCCACAUCCACCCCAGGUACAACUGGAGGGAGAACCUGGACCGGGACAUCGCCCUGCUGAAGCUCAAGAAGCCCAUCAGCUUCACCGAAUAUGUCCACCCCGUGUGCCUGCCCGACAAGGAGACAGCAAUCAAGUUGCUCCAGGCUGGAUACAAAGGGCGAGUGACGGGCUGGGGCAACCUGAGGGAGACGUGGACAACAAAUAUUGGUGAGGUGCAGCCCAGCGUGCUGCAGGUGGUGAACCUGCCCAUCGUGGAGCGGCCGGUCUGCAAGGCCUCCACCCGGAUCCGCAUCACCGACAACAUGUUCUGUGCCGGUAAAGUCCCCUGGGCAUGGCUGGGCAGGCGGGAACAGCAGGGCCUCGGGUUGGGAGGAUUGAGACACGUGAGUAGCACAGGCCAGGGUUCAAGUCCUGGCUCUAUUCCAUUAGGCUGUGUGAGGGUUGAGCGAGAUAGUGUAUUUAAGGUGUUAGGCAUGGUGCUAGUCACUGGUCAAGUUGUCAGUAUAUGUGAGCCAGACACCAGCCAGAGGCCACGGGUGGAGGAAAAGCCAUUCAUUCAUUCAGUCGUUCAGCAAAUAUUUACUGAGUGCUUACUGUGGUCCAGGCAGUAUUCCAGGGUGUCCAACAAGAACCCUAACAGAUAGGGUCUCCUGUGUCUUCAGAGAGCUUUCUUCCUAGAAGGAGACUGUGUCAAUAAGCAGAUCUAGAAUAGCAAUCCGGAUAGGAGAAAAAUGAAGCUGAGUAAGGGAGUGAGAGAUGGGGAUGGGGCGAUCGAGACAGAGUGGUUGGAGAAGUCCUCUCUGAGAAAUGAUGUUUAAGCAGAGACUAGAAGACAUGGAAGAGUGAGCCGGUCUAGAGGAAGUGCACUCCAGACUUGCGGGGACAGCAGGUACAAAGGCCCUGAGGUGGGCGCAUGCUUGGUGUGUCUUAGGAGCAGCAGGGAGGCCUGGAGGGCAGUAAACACAGGAAGGGCAGCAUUGGAAGAGGGGAGAGAGGUGGGCAGGCAGGGGAUGGGUGCUUCCUUCAGGGCCUUGAAGGACUUUGGCUUUUAUUGAGAUAGGACAUUAUUGGAGACUUUGGGGCAGGUGAGUAAACGAUCUAACUUAAUUUUUAAAUUUUUAAAAAUUUUAGGUGAUUUCAGACUCACAGAAAAGUUGCAAAAAUAAUACAAAGAAUUCCUUUAUACUGUCAUCCAGAUUCUGCCACCUCCUUUGUGUGUGUGUGUUGUGUGUGUGUGUGUGUAUUUAUACACACACAUAUACACACUAUUUGAGACUAAAUUGUACAUAUGUUGCCUUUUUUACCCAUACACUUAAGUAUUUCCAAAAAAACAGGGAUGUUCUCUGC
Messenger RNA from Physeter macrocephalus (sperm whale), 3685 nucleotides. RefSeq names its product coagulation factor II, thrombin (gene F2). Bases 997 to 2982 code for a protein of 661 amino acids. The record is from RefSeq and is a predicted model, not a curated record. NCBI's taxonomy places the organism in Eukaryota, Metazoa, Chordata, Mammalia, Artiodactyla, Physeteridae. Gene Ontology annotation, biological process: platelet activation; blood coagulation; positive regulation of blood coagulation. The transcript is spliced from 13 exons. Gene Ontology annotation, cellular component: extracellular region. Gene Ontology annotation, molecular function: calcium ion binding; serine-type endopeptidase activity.